Messenger RNA from Rhizoctonia solani, 744 nucleotides. RefSeq lists its product as uncharacterized. The record is from RefSeq and is a predicted model, not a curated record. The transcript is spliced from 3 exons. The coding region runs from base 1 to 744 and encodes 247 amino acids. NCBI's taxonomy places the organism in Eukaryota, Fungi, Basidiomycota, Agaricomycetes, Cantharellales, Ceratobasidiaceae.
AUGACAGCUCCAGCGACCUACGAGACUGAAGUCGGAUUGUCCCGACUACGCCAAAAGCAACUUCGAGCGGCAGAACAACCAGGGGAGUCGGAAAUAUCUAUUACCCGUGCUGACCGAAGCAUCGAAGGGAUUGCGCACCUCAACUCUGAUAAGCCACUUGUGCAAACCAAAUCCAAACGAUUAGAUUUGAGAACGGUCUCUGGAAAGAUAGAUAUUGAAUUAAUAAUGGAAGGUCAUGAACGCCUGGGAUUGGAAGCUACAGGAGCAAAGAGGGAGGCGAAUGUUAGCAUUAAAAUCACCAGAACCAGCCAGAUCAGUAGAUUUGAUCUCGUGAUUCAAACACCAGGCGAUAUUGAUAUUGGACUUCCAUCUGAUUUUACUGGCCUUUUUACAUACGAGCAUGCGAAACCAGCCUACUACUCCGAGAGAGCAUUGACUAUUUUAGGGCCAGACGCCGAGCACGUCGAAUACCUACCUGAUGGGAGUACUAGGAGAAAACUUGGAAAUUUGGCUCGAGUAGCUGGAGAGCUAGUCGGCGACACUGUUUUGGUGAGAUGUGAAAACGAGGAUGCAGAAGUUAGGGUGAUGAUGUGGGACGAAGAGACCGGAACCAGUCCAUUUUCCCUAUCGUCUAUCACUCGGAAGUUACGGAGAGUACCCAAAGAAAAGGUGUCCUUUCGACUGAGAGAUCCGUCUGUUUCGCGUUUGGGUCUAUCCCACCCACUUACUAGCGACUACCAGUGA